Molecule: messenger RNA, 405 nt
Organism: Micromonas pusilla CCMP1545
Lineage: Eukaryota; Viridiplantae; Chlorophyta; Mamiellophyceae; Mamiellales; Mamiellaceae
Exons: 2
Molecular function (GO): peptide-methionine (S)-S-oxide reductase activity
Source: RefSeq, a predicted model, not a curated record
UUCUGGGGCCCGGAGGCUCGCUUCGGCAAGCUUCCCGGGGUGGUCUCCACGCGGGUGGGGUACACCGGCGGCGACGCGCCCGCGCCGACGUACGGCAGCGUGUGCGGCGGCGACGGACACACGGAGGCGAUCUCGAUCGAGUUCGACCCGAACGUCGUGACGUACGACGAGCUCCUGGACCGGUUCUGGGAGGAGCACAACCCGUCGGGGUACAAGCCGAAGGCGCAGUACAAGUCCGCGAUAUGGCCGACGACGGACGCGCAGUUGGAGAUGGCGCGCGCGAGCGUGGAGAAGAUCAGGUCCAAGUACGGAGACGUGCACACGGACGUCGAGCCCGCGAAAGAAUGGCACGACGCCGAGGAGUACCACCAGAAGUACUUCGAUAAGAUGAAGGGCAUCUUCUAA